UCCAAGGCCAGUCUCAGUCAUCCAAACCGGCAUCUCUCUCACCCACGCCAUUUCCUGCCUCUAAAAGAGCAUCCCGCUGGCCCGGCCGUUCUCCACGCAGUACUACAACGACUCGACGACGCGGUUCUUCACAAAGUCCUAACAAACAACCAAACGGCUAUCCAAAUUUCCAACCUUUUCAACUCCCAACUCUUUCCCUCGACUCUCUCGCUUUUUCGGCAGCGCCCAAUUGACCGCCGCCGCCGCCGGAAUCUCUUUCCCCACAGCUCUCCCUUCUUUACCAUCGAAGCCGGCUUCCGCUUCCGGCUGCUUUCUGCUGCUCCGUCUCCCCGUCCUCCGCUUCUUCCUAACAUCUGUGAACAGGUAUACUUGCCGCCUUUAGAAAGAUCUGCAGCGAUGCCUUCUGCCGUCUCCCCUCAGUGGCAAGAAAAGGCCACUGUUUUCUUCUCCACCUCAGGUGUAAAACUCAAAGAAGCUGGGAACUCGGCAGGAACAUUUGUUGGGGAAGUUGCAAAGGAUGCUAAAGGUAAUGUUGCUGAUGCUGCGGAACGUGUUGGAUCGGCUGUGAAAAGUCGAUGGGCAAUUCUGAAGGAGCCAUCAACCAGGCAUAUCCUCCAGGAACGUUUUAUUACUGCUGCUGCUACAACUGGCAUGUUCUUAAGAAAGGGCUUCUCCGAGACAAAGGAUAAAGUUUCUGUUGGGAAGACUAAAGUUGAAGAGGUAGCCAAGAAAACUGCCCAGAAAAGCAAGGUCAUCUUGACUGACAUUGAAAGAUGGCAAAAGGGAGUUGCAAGUACUGAUGUUUUUGGGGUUCCCAUAGAGCUAACUGUACAGCGACAACAAUAUAGUAGGCCCGUCCCCAUUGUUUUAUUGAAGUGUGCAGAUUAUCUCAUAUUAUCAGGGUUAAACUCUGUUCACUUGUUUAAAGAUGAAGGGGAAAAAGUUACUGUCCAGCAUCUGGUUUCACUGUUCAACCAAGAUUUUGAUGCUUCACUGCCUGAUGGCAUUAAUCCCAUCGAUGUGGCAUUUCUAAUGAAAUGUUAUCUGGCAAGUCUUCCUGAGCCCCUAACCACCUUUGAGCACUAUGAUGCCAUUAAAGGUGCGCGAUCUAACAUACAUGCAAUGAGAAAUAUCCUCAAGAGGCUUCCUACUGUAAAUUACAUGACACUGGAGUUCGUCACUGCGCUGUUUCUCCGUGUUAGUCAGAAAUCACUUCUCAACAAGAUGGAUGCUAGAAGCCUUGCCAUGGAAAUGGCCCCUGUUGUGAUGUGGCGGAAAGAGCAGAGACCAGAAUCUUAUAGGCAAUACUGGAAUUCCAUGUUCAGAAAUUCGUCCAAGACCGACGGCACAGAUGGGAAACCUACACUCACUGAAUGGGACCUGCUCUCUGAAGAAGGUGAAGAAAUGGAAGUCUCCUCAGCCAUUCCACUGGAUGACGGUGCACCGGUGGACUUUGGUGCUAUUGAAGUUAUACAGUGCCUCAUUGAGCAACACAACUCCAUUUUCACGGACGCAAAUGAAACGGUUUGGAGAUAAGGUGGGGAGCAAGGAAAGGAUCCUUUGUGUUCUUGAAUUCUCUGAUUUGCAGUUUCCAGAUGCAUGCUUCUGAUCUGCUUGUAAAUGCCAGCAUUUUAUAGAUUCUGUGUGUCCAUAAUAUGUUUUAGAAGGGGGAAGCAUUUGGACGUUGCAUCAACAGGUUUUGGUUUGUUUCAAAUUCAAGGAUUGAAAAACCGUAUCAAUGGUCAACUAGAAAAAAAAUCUCCUAUCGAAGGUUGAAUCGAAAUGCAAAAUUUAGCGGUAUGUAAUGGUCGGACCACGGUUUAUGCAUAAAAUCUCAUAUCGUUGACUUUUCUGGUACAACCUUCGAUACGGUUUUACAAUCCUUGGUUUGUUUUUUGUUGGGUGAAGUAUGUUGUGAUUCCCGAAUAUCGGUUGCUAUAGAAACAUAAUUCUUGUCAGUAAGUUGUAGUUGUGGUCCUUCCCGUUUUCCUUUUUUCAGAUUUUUUCCCCAAUGUACUCAUUGCUAUAAGUAAUUCGCAUCAUACAACUACACAUGUUUGGAUUUGGACCAG
Molecule: messenger RNA, 2072 nt
Organism: Linum tenue
Lineage: Eukaryota; Viridiplantae; Streptophyta; Magnoliopsida; Malpighiales; Linaceae
Source: the annotation of a GenBank genome assembly